CUGCUGGUCAAGCUUCUCACUCCGGUAUUACGCAAGACUGCCGAGGCAAGUGACGUCCGCGUGGUCUUUGUCAGCUCCGUGGCGCACAAGUUUGGACCCAGAAGCGGACUGCAGUUUGACAGCUUCAAGCCGAACGAAGGCAACGGCGGUCUCUCCCCAAGCGCUCUAUACGGGCAAAGCAAGCUCGCAAACAUCCUGUACGCUCGCGAGAUGGCCCGGCGGUUUCCUCAGUGGACGACUGUCUCCGCCCAUCCUGGGACGGUCAGGACGGACUUGGGACGCGACGGGAAUGGGGGUUUCAUGAUGAAGGCUUUCCAGACCUUGGUCGUUCUGUUCAUUGGUGUUGAUGUAGAGGACGGCGCAAAGAGUCAUAAUCUACCCGGGUCUCACGAGCCUUCCGGCACCAUCGUUGCCCUCGGCUCUGAAGCAGCCAAGAGCUUCGCCGUCGGUGACCGCAUCAUUGCCAUCGGGGUUCAAGGUCCAUGCGGCGGCUGCAUUGACUGUAACGGCCCCGAGGAAUUCCAUCUGAGUUGCAAAUUCACCAAAGGCUACGCUGGUAUCUCAUUGCCUGGAGCCUUUGCAGAAUACACUGUCCUCGACGACCGCUUUUCUGUCAAGAUCCCAGACGAACUGAGCUUCAUCAAAGCUGCGCCUCUAACCUGCGCCGGGUGCACGAGCUGGCGCGCAGUCAAGAGAGCAGGCGUCAAAUCCGGCGGGUGGCUGGGGAUUGUUGGUAGCGGAGGCGGAUUGGGACACCUCGCUGUUCAGAUUGCGGCCAAGCAAGGGGUCAACGUCGUCGGAAUCGAGGCACGAGACAUCGCGUUGGAAUUGACGCGGCGUGCUGGUGCCUCGGCAGUAGAUGUCAGACCCGGAACAGAGGCGAUGGUACAUGAGGUCCGCAAGCUCAUCGGGCCUCGAGGAAUGGGAAAGGGAGAUGACCUGUGCGACGCAACUAUUGUUCUCAGCGAUGCCGAGGCGGCGUUGCACACUGGCAUGGUCAUCACCAAAGGACACGGACUCGUGGUCGAAGUCGCUCAGCCCAGCCGUGUCAACUUCCCAUUCCAAGAGAUGAUCUUUCGAGACAUCAGGCUCAUGGGGUCCAAUCUGUCCAGCAGAUCCGAGCUUGCCGACCUGGUCAAGUUCGUUGUCGAGCACGACGUGAAAUUAGAGACGACGGUGUUCCGCGGGCUGCAGAGUUUGAAGGAUGUCUAUGAGCUAUCAGAGGCCGGCACCUCCGCGGGCAAGAUUGUGGUCGUGAUUGAUGAGGACCAAAUCUAG
Molecule: messenger RNA, 1278 nt
Organism: Colletotrichum karsti
Lineage: Eukaryota; Fungi; Ascomycota; Sordariomycetes; Glomerellales; Glomerellaceae
Product: putative alcohol dehydrogenase
Exons: 2
Source: RefSeq, a predicted model, not a curated record